This is a messenger RNA of Phycomyces blakesleeanus NRRL 1555(-), 312 nucleotides long. RefSeq lists its product as hypothetical. Bases 1 to 312 code for a protein of 103 amino acids. Lineage: Eukaryota; Fungi; Mucoromycota; Mucoromycetes; Mucorales; Phycomycetaceae. The transcript is spliced from 5 exons. The record is from RefSeq and is a predicted model, not a curated record.
AUGCAUGGAGUCCAGAUGUGGAACAAAAAACGAGGGUUAGAAGAAUAUAAAGAGACCAACCAUCCAUCUACAACAUACAUACAUCUUCAUCUCAAUAACUACAUAAAAACAUCAUGGGCUGCCCUUGCGAAAAAACCGAUACUUGCGCCUGUACCACCGACAAGGGAUGCAAGUGCGAGAGCUCCUGCAAGUGUACUCACUGUGAGAAAUCCAAGGCUCACAAGGAAGGAUGUGCCUGCAAAGGCACCAAAGAAGGUUGCAACUGUGGAACUUCUUGCAAGUGCUAAAUCUAUGUCAAGUCCAUUCCGUUAG